Molecule: messenger RNA, 435 nt
Organism: Penicillium daleae
Lineage: Eukaryota; Fungi; Ascomycota; Eurotiomycetes; Eurotiales; Aspergillaceae
Exons: 3
Coding region: 1-435 (144 amino acids)
Source: RefSeq, a predicted model, not a curated record
AUGUCUCCCGGCAAGGAGACUGGAUCCGCUAAGAAGGCCGAGCAGAAGUCUACCAAGAGCCAGCGAAUCAGCAAGCUUGAGAGCACUCUCAAGGAGGUCCAGGCUGAGAAUGCCAAGAACAAGAUCAUGCUUAGUUCCGUCCGGGCUAAGCUGGACUCUCUCCAGCUCCAGAUCGACCGCCACCAGUCUGGCUUUGAGUACCUGGCUGACUCGUCCGAGAAGCUGCGUGACAGCCUCCGUGAGGAUUCAGAUCAUUCGCCGGAGACAAACCCUCCCAGUAAUCUCCAACCGUCGCUAACCCCGUUGUUGACAAUGGCAGCCGAGACUUGGGUGUCGCAAGGAAAUGAUUCUCCUAGAGCUGGACAAGACACUCCAGCGGAAUCCAAACUUGUGGUCUCUGUUUCGUGCGAGAGGGAAGAAUUCGUGAUUUUGUGA